AUGGACCUCUGGACUAACACACCAUGGAAGCAUUACGAUCCGGACGAUAUGAACUCAGUAGAGGAGUUAGUGCAGGGCACCAAAGACUGGUUGACUGCAGACCAAGACACACGAACAAGGGUCGCAGCAAUUCUGCCAAAUUUAAUCAAGGGAUUUGCGUCUAGGCUUCGUUAUGAUACUGAAUAUCUAAUUCAUCAGGAUAUUAUAACUUUUAUUGAUGAUCAUAGCUACGAGAUUUCGGCAGAAUGUUUGAGUGCUCUCUCAACAGAACCAAAUAUCAUUCAAGGAAUUCAAGAUACAAUUAUGUCUUCUCUCUUGCCUGCACACCAUUACGGCGAACCCCAAAAUUGCGCUGUUGUCUUUGAGCUUGAAUGCGAUCUUCGUUCUUUUUCCGAAACACAGAAUCCUGAAGAUCGGCCAGGCGAGGGCCUUAAGGCGGCUUUCACCAUGACUGGAUCCGAUUUAGAUGUUCAAGGAGCAACUUGCGGUAAUUAUAUGCAUCAAACUUGGCCUCUAACAGGAAAGGCAAUCACCGAGCUUGUUAGAGGUGCUCUUUGUACAAUGCCGGACGGGACAAAACUUAGCGCAUCUAUUGAUGAAUCCACAGGUAAACUUACGGUGGAAGCUUACGGGUCUGCAGUCUCUGUAGCAGAGCUCGGAGAGCAGCUUGCUUGGCUUAGACCUGCUGUAAGAGCUUCGCCUCUAGACAAUGACAAGAUUGCGUAUUGUGUGCCAGUGAUCAUCAAGGAUUUGGGCUCAGGAAAUAUGAUGCCGCACAGUUCGAUCUUUCAACCAUCAUUUGAAAAGAUGGAAGAGACUUCAGGCACGCGACUAAAUGGGCGGUGCAUUAUUGUAAAGGGUUAUCCAAUAUCUAGGAGAAAUGUGUGGAGAGAGUCUGGAUGCCCUGGUCAGUGUGAUGUUAUGAUCGGCACUGAUUAUUGGAACCGAUUGAUUGAGAAACUUUGUUGCUCAAGGUGGUGCCUAUAA
Messenger RNA from Trichoderma asperellum CBS 433.97, 987 nucleotides. The record is from RefSeq and is a predicted model, not a curated record. NCBI's taxonomy places the organism in Eukaryota, Fungi, Ascomycota, Sordariomycetes, Hypocreales, Hypocreaceae.